GGCCAACGAGCCAGCGCCACCACCCUCCACCCUCCACUGACGUCGGUCGGCAAACCGCCUCUUAUCUCGGGAGCCUCAGAUAUCACCCGCAUCCGAAUUGCACAUUGACAUUGACAUUGCACACACACACACACAUACACACUGCUCCAGCCCAGACCGCAGCGACGACCCAAGCUCACCGCAAAUCCCGCUGCCUGUUUUCGCCACAACACGCCGCCGCUGUCCGUCUAGGCAAAAUUCGGCCGCCUCAAUUCGUUUCGUUCCCUCGCCCUCCUUUCCCAACACCACCACCACCACCACCACCCACGCUCCCCACCCAGUCCGGACAACGGCAGCGGCACCCAACCGCCCCAGUAAGCCAGCCCACCCACCGCCAGCCAACCAUCACGAGCCGUUUUCGCACACUGCCUCCCCCCAGAGCGCCUGCCAGAUGUUUUCCUCAUGUCCAGCCCGUCGUCCCAGCUCGAAAAUACCGCACCAGUCCUGCCGCUGAGCAUCCCGAGCCCAGUGCCUGCCGGUCCAUCACCACCCCCCGUCGCCGCUUCGUCCCAUGCGGCAUGGCCGGAUCGCGGCCAUGUCUUUGGCCCCGCGCCAGACACAGGCUCAGACAUGGCCGCAGAUGCCGAUACAUGUGCAGGUCGGGGAGCCGCUGCAGCACACGUGCAAGCGGACCUGCCAUUGCUAGGAUCAGAAGUGCCGUCAGGAUCAGCAUCAGCACCAACCCCGGUCUCGUUGCUUUCCCAAGUCCGAGCCCCUGCUCCGGCAGCCAAAACAGCACCCGCAUCCCCCUCGGCUGCCCAGGACUUGCUUCUUGCCCCUGACCAAGCCCUGCUGCCGCCCAGUGCGGCCGAUCAAAAUAAAAAGGCCCGGGGCCCCGUCCUGCAGCGCCUCAGUGGUCCGUCUCUGCUGACACAGGCUCUGGCUUCGGCUCGCGGCAUACUCUCGACAUCUUCUCCCGGUGGUGCUGGCCAUCCAGACCCGACCCGUACCUCACCCCAAACUCAAGGCAGCCAGAGUCCAUCGGGCAACUACCCGCAUACCUCCACCGCCAAGCAGGUGAACGGCUCAUCCGCAUUACCCACACCUGCCACUAGUCAUAAAGAUGUCCGCGGCGACCCGCCACCGCAAGGCGACGACGCCAGUUCCCUGACAGCCUCCCAAGCCCGUUUCGUGUCUCACUCGCUCGCCAUGCCCGCCUCAACUGUCGUCUCGACCAUCACCGUCUCGGCUUCCUCCCACUCAUCCCCACUUAACAAGCUCUAUCCGACACUGAGCCACAAUAGCGUCGACUUUGGUGUAGAUUCGAGGGCUUGGGUGCACCACGGCCUUCGGCCGCAGAACCCCAACCGGGCCAGCUCGCUCGAUGAGCUUGACCGGGAGGGUCGCCGGUCCUCUCAGAGCCCGGUGACCCCCGCUAGCGCCGCCCCAGCCGUCGAGAAAACGACGUCUGUCACGACGAAUACCCCUACUCGAGCCCCUACCCAGCACCGCACUGCGCAAGGCGAAGAUUCUAGCGGAACCCCUGACUCGAGGGGGUCCCAGAGGCCGCGGAAUGUCGAACACAGAGUGUCAAUGGGUCCAGAAAAGAUAUGGUCGAUAGGCAGCGGUGAGAGAGAUAGCUUGCGCGACGGCCAGGUCGAGAAGUCUGUGACGGAGGUUCUCUCCGGCAUUGAGCACAACAACCGCAGCCGCAAGGCGAGUCACAGCCUGCGCUUCUUCAAGGAGGGCCUGCCGGAGGAGAAGACCAAGAAAAAGGAAUCCUCGAGACACGGAGGCCAUGGGAAGGACACGUUGUCCCCCCAACUCGAAUCCAUACCGCAAGACCACGACGAUCUCGAUGAGGGCGACAAGGGCGACAAGGAGUCGGGCGUCCAUCCGUCACCUCGAGAUCUUAGCAAGGGGUUGGCUGAUCCCGGUCAGAUAACAAGAUCUCCGGCGCUGGCGGACGCGAGCCGUACAAGACUGGGCUCCGAUUACUUUGGGCAUGUUCAAGUUGUCGAUAAGACAUCAACGCUGGAAGAUUUGACAGCAAGACGACGUGAUGGCAGCAUGGCUGAAGACUACAAACUGCUCCCAGAGCCGGCACUUGGCAUGAAGGAACCGGGCCAUGAGCGCAGGAACUCUGGCGACAGCACUGCGACGGCUGGUAGUGGUGAAGACGGGGACGAUUCCAGCGAGGAGAAGAUCUCGUCGGCUGUCUUUGUGCCCCAUCAAGCUCCGCAAGAGCCCUCGGGGAUUGUGCCUACAGCGCCUGUGAGCCUUCAGCGCCAGCCGCCCGGUCAGCGAGCAGCGCCGAGAGGCGACGACUGGCUUGUCAAGGCGGACGAGCCUGAGGUUGAUCAACACGAGGAAGAAGAGCAGUCCCCCACUCGGCCAGGCCAGAACAGGGACAUCUCGGCUCUCAGAUCCGAGUCGUCUGGGAUCGAGUUCGCUCAACCCAAGCGCGUCACCGACGAGCUUGUCACAUCGACUGCCGAUGCACACAAUCACGUCCAAGCCCCAGCGCCACCACAGUUCUUGGAUGGACCGGCCGUGGAAGAGCAGUCACCGGCAGAGCCGACGUUGGAGGCCAUCGAGCUCAUUCCGUACAAGCACCAAGUCGGCGGACACACGACACUCUGGCGAUUUUCUAAGCGUGCAGUGUGCAAGCAGCUGAACAAUCGCGAGAACGAGUUCUACGAGCGUAUAGAGCGCGAUGUCGGGGAUCUUCUCGCCUUCCUUCCGAGAUACAUCGGGGUCUUGAACGUGACUUUCCACAAACAGCCACGACGCAAGUCAACGCUCAAGAGAGAGGAUGCGGCCGCCUUAGAGCGAAAGCUGAUCGACCAGGCCGCAUCAAAUGGGGCGCUGGGAAGCAAUGGGGACGCAACUCAGCAUGAGGUCCAGACCAAGGCACCAGAGAGUGCCAGGGCGAUGCCUGCGCACCAUAGAGUAAUCAGUCAAUCUCUGCAAUCAAGUCAAAUUCCGGUGCCCACUGUCACGUUUGUUGAUAAUCAACAUAUACUCCCCCGGCACCUGCUGCAGCCCUCGCCCAAGCCGCUCAUUUACGCCCAGGGCAGCCGGGUGCGGAGCAGCUCGGUUAUCACACUCUCGGGCGACUGCCAGGACGGCUCCGGGAGGAGGCUGACUCACCGCCCGACGCUGGAGGACCGUCACGCCAACAGCUGGGGCGCAACAACCGUCAACAAGCGACUCCGCAACGAGGUCUUCAACGACGUCUUCUUGAAACACCCGGUCCCGAUGCGACCACACAGACGCUCUCGAGGAACCUUUCCACGCUCGUCCCUGCCUAAUUUCCUUCGUCCAUCGACAUCGGACGCCCACAUUCCCGUUCCCAAGAGCACGCCCAUUGAAAGGGCAGAUUCGGACCCAGAUCACCCUAUCAUGGGAGAGCGGGAUCUCAUGGAAAACCAGCGCUUCCCGAGACGGCCCAAGGGGCACAGCAUCGACGCCGGUCUCUCGGUCUGCAGCGCUGCAGAUGCCGACCAAGAAAGCCCCAAAGCAGAGAAGAAGGAGGAUUGCAUUUCUCAGGACAUCAUGGGUACGAGCGCGCCAGAGCCCGAGAUACUGGGCGAAACGGUUCCAGGCAAGAGACGACGCUACUCGAGCUCUGGGCUCAGGAGGAGGGCAGAUCAGAACCUAGAGUCCAGAGGCGAUCUGCAGUACUUUCAGGAGUCAGACGACGCACAUUUUAAACCCAAACCCAGCUCCGAGGUGGACGUGGACGCUCCGCAGCCGGUGCGCGAGAACGGCAAUCACCAGGCCUCGGGGGACGUCGCUGACGGCGGGGCCUUUUCCAACUACCCUUCCACCGUUACCUCUGGGGCGGCUAGCCCGACGACGGAGCUCAAGCGGAUCUCACGCCCUAUCAACCCCAAGGAGGCGCAGACGCAGAGCGAUUCGCGGGUCGAGUACUUCCUGCUGCUCGAAGACCUAACGGCCGGAAUGAAGAGACCUUGCAUCAUGGACCUCAAGAUGGGCACACGCCAGUACGGCGUAGACGCAAACCCCAACAAGCAAAAGUCGCAGCACCGCAAGUGUGCCGGGACGACGUCACGGGAGCUUGGCGUGCGUGUGUGUGGGCUGCAGGUCUGGGACGCCAAUUCUCAGACCUACAUAUUCCGUGACAAGUACUACGGCCGCGACCUCAAGGCCGGGUCUGAGUUCCAGGGUGCACUCGAGCGGUUCCUGUACGAUGGUGUCGACCGGGCCAGUAUCCUGCGUCACAUACCCACGGUGCUGGAGAAGCUGCGUCAGCUAGAGGUGAUCAUCCGGCGACUCGACGGAUACCGCUUCUACGCGGCUAGCCUCCUGAUGUUUUACGACGGCGAUACCAGCCAGGAUGGCGCCAAUGAUAAUGACGCCACCACGAUAGAGGAUUCGACGACCGACUUUGCCACAGACACAGAGGACGUCUAUCCAAACGGGUCGGCGGUGGCGGCGCGGAAGAAGCGGCGGAACAAACGCGAGAUAGACUUCAAGAUGGCCGACUUUGCGAACAGCGUCACGCCCGCGGCGCUUGGCGACGCGUCCUCCAUGGCUGAGAAGCCCUGCCCGCCACAGCACCCGGGCGAGCCAGACCGCGGGUUCCUGAGGGGCCUGCGGAGCCUGCGCCAGUACUUUUUGAAGAUACAACGCGAGACGCGGGAAGAGCUAGGUCUCGGCCUGGCCUCGGCCGCUGCCGCCGGACACCGGAAUGGUGGCGUAACUAGAGGUGAGGGUGCCGCUACCGUUGGUGAUUACGCUGACCCUACUGAGGAUGAAUACUCGGGAGACGAAGGAUGUGUCAGUGAAUAGCGGUUGGGAUGAUUUUUGUAUCAAUGUUGGUGGGAGAAUGGGGUUGAGAAUGAUUUGUGUCUUGGGGGGAGGCAUUGUCGGGGAUAAGUGCUCCCUUUACUGUCACGAGAUUUUCCUUUUUUUUUUCUCACGGUUAUUUACGUGUCUAUCUUUUUCUUCUCUUUUCCCACUUUUCCUGUCACCUUCCGGCUCCAGAAUACCCCUUCAACCAACGUCUCACGCGGAGUUCUUCUUGGGAAAACUCAUUUACGACCUUUUUCUGUCUCUCUCUCUCUCCCCCUUUUAUAAACUCGGCGUGUGCUCUACCUCUUGCUUCAGGGUUAACUUUAUCUUGAUUGGGACCAAUUCGACGUCAGAUGGGAACCGGUCUGGGCUGCAAAAGGGAAAAAAAUACAAAGGUCACAUGGGGGAGGGAUAAAUGUUGGGAAGAGGAACGCACGGUCAGUCUCUAGCUUCACUUCUUGAUUUCGAGCCUAUCUUGGUUUCUCUUAGCUUAACGAAUGCCUUUAAUUAUAGCCUUUUCUGGCCCAG
Molecule: messenger RNA, 5328 nt
Organism: Gaeumannomyces tritici R3-111a-1
Lineage: Eukaryota; Fungi; Ascomycota; Sordariomycetes; Magnaporthales; Magnaporthaceae
Exons: 3
Coding region: 442-4797 (1451 amino acids)
Biological process (GO): inositol phosphate biosynthetic process; phosphatidylinositol phosphate biosynthetic process
Cellular component (GO): cytoplasm; nucleus
Molecular function (GO): inositol hexakisphosphate kinase activity
Source: RefSeq, a predicted model, not a curated record